Lathyrus sativus (Indian pea) is the source of this 1146-nucleotide messenger RNA. Lineage: Eukaryota; Viridiplantae; Streptophyta; Magnoliopsida; Fabales; Fabaceae. The record is from the annotation of a GenBank genome assembly.
AUGUCGAACACAGUUGGUCAGAUCAUCAAGUGCAGAGCUGCGGUUGCAUGGGAGGCUGCGAAGCCGCUGGUGAUUGAAGAAGUAGAGGUGGCGCCACCGCAGGCCGGUGAAGUUCGUCUCAAGAUACUCUUCACCUCCCUUUGCCACACUGAUGUUUACUUUUGGGAAGCUAAGGGUCAGACUCCAUUGUUUCCUCGUAUAUUCGGUCAUGAAGCUGGAGGGAUUGUGGAGAGCGUAGGUGAGGGUGUCACUCACCUGAAACCAGGGGAUCAUGCUCUGCCUGUAUUCACAGGAGAGUGUGGGGAUUGUCCACAUUGUAAGUCAGAGGAGAGCAACAUGUGUGAUCUUCUUAGGAUCAACACUGACAGAGGUGUCAUGCUCAACGACAACCAGUCCAGAUUCUCUAUUAAGGGACAACCCGUACACCAUUUCGUUGGCACCUCUACAUUUAGUGAAUACACUGUGGUCCAUGCUGGAUGUGUUGCAAAGAUCAACCCUGAUGCACCACUUGACAAAGUUUGCAUUCUCAGUUGUGGAGUAUGCACUAGGGGUCUUGGUGCUACUGUGAAUGUUGCAAAGCCAAAACCUGGUUCUUCUGUUGCUAUCUUUGGACUUGGAGCUGUUGGCCUCGCUGCUGCUGAAGGGGCAAGGAUCUCUGGUGCAUCAAGAAUCAUUGGAGUUGAUUUAGUCUCCAGCCGAUUUGAAUUAGCUAAGAAGUUUGGGGUAAAUGAGUUUGUAAACCCAAAAGAGCACGACAAACCUGUGCAACAGGUAAUUGCUGAAAUGACGAAUGGAGGUGUAGAUCGUGCUGUUGAAUGUACCGGUAACAUCCAGGCCAUGAUCUCAGCAUUUGAAUGUGUCCAUGAUGGUUGGGGUGUUGCUGUACUAGUUGGAGUGCCAAACAAAGAUGAUGCCUUCAAAACUCAUCCUAUGAACUUCUUGAAUGAGAGGACACUAAAGGGGACCUUCUAUGGAAACUACAAACCCCGCACUGAUCUUCCCAAUGUCGUAGAGAAGUACAUGAAAGGGGAGCUGGAGCUUGAGAAAUUCAUUACACAUAGAAUACCAUUUUCAGAGAUUAACAAAGCUUUUGAUUACAUGCUCAAAGGGGAGUCCAUCAGAUGUAUCAUCAAAAUGGAGGAGUAA